Molecule: messenger RNA, 1842 nt
Organism: Lottia gigantea (owl limpet)
Lineage: Eukaryota; Metazoa; Mollusca; Gastropoda; Lottiidae
Exons: 2
Coding region: 1-1842 (613 amino acids)
Source: RefSeq, a predicted model, not a curated record
AUGAGAUUAUCUGGAUUAAAUGCUCAAACUUUCCAGAUUAUUUAUUCAAAGAUGCAUGAAACCUCUGAUACAUCUGAUUGGUAUUUUACAGGAGAGAUUAUUUUGCGCAAAAAUAAUUUUAGAAUAGUAGAAAGAUCAAAAAAGGGAAGUGGUGUUAACCUACUUAAAAAGAUUUAUGAAUACAUAGGAGAAAAUUGUUACAUACCAACCGAUUGUUAUUGUUUUAUAAAGUGUGUAAAUUACAUCACGAACACAGAUUUAACAAAGGAAUUUCAAGAUUUCAUCAACAGUUUUCAAAAAUCAAACAGAAAAGGAGUUAUGACAACUGCUAGAAUUUCUAAAUUCAAUAAGAAAUUUAAUACUAAUUUUCAAAUCUAUAACCCUAAAGACAGUCAUUUUCAACCAAAGAAAGUAUUAGAGGAAUUUGAUUGGGUAUUUUAUUUACACAAAGAACAUUUCUGUUUGAUAAGAAGAAAUAACAAAGCUUUGGGCAUUAAAGAAAUAGAAGAUAAUUACGAUGAAAAUGUAUGGAGAACUUGUAAAGAUGAUGACGCGGUAAUGUGUUUCGCCCAGUUAAAACUAAACGUUUUUUCGACCAUAUCCGAUAACUCUUUAUACGCUUGGGAUUGCGAAACCUAUUGCGAAAAAGAAACGAAUAAAGCCAUUCCUUAUUGUUCGGUUUUGACAACUGGAUUGCACUUCAAAGCGUUAAUAAAACUAACACAAUGUCCACUAGUAGUAGAUAAUAAAAUUCUUUCUCUUCCUUUAUCUAAUCCAUAUACAGAAGAAAGAUUGCAGAAAAAAUGGAAAAGACAGAAAGAAAUAAUGAGAAACUCUAACUAUUUACAAAAUAUAUCUUUCACCUGUUCAUUUAAACAUCACAGCACUAGUUUGGCGACCUGGGGAAAUUCGUCUAAUCUACCGAUGAAUUUGAGAAAGAUCGCCGAUAUUAAUAUUGCAAAAUUCACCAAAGAAACCUGGGAAUCUUUAAGACCCGAAUGGGAAACUUACGCUAAAAGAGAUACGUUGUGUCUCGGAGCUUGUUUGAUAAAAUACAAUCAAGCAAUGAAAAAAACUGUCUUCCAAAACGUUUCCCAUAAUCUAACAUCUCCUUCUUUAUCUUUAAAGGGUUGGUAUUAUUUAUAUCAUUACAAUAAAGAAAUUGUUGAAGAAGAAUGGUAUGAAACUACUAGAAUGGUUCCGAAACACACCCAAAAAGAAAACGUACAAAAAGUUUACUCACAUACUCAUCCUUUUAUAAGAUAUUUUAUCAGACAAAGUAUUAAAGGUGGGAGAGUCUCUGCUAACAGAAAAUCAUUUGAAACGGAUAAAAUGAAUGAGAUCUGCGCCAUAUUAAAAGAAUACAAUGAAAGUGACACUGAAGGAAUAAUAGAUUUAUUCAAAGAAUACAGUGUUAACCCAAAAGAUAAAACGGAAGUUCACGCUAAACUCAAAGAACUGGACUAUUCUAAACUGAUGGCAUUUUACGCUAAUGGGUUGUACGCUCCCGCCAUGACAGAAGGUGAAUAUCCUAAAGCAGAAAGUGCCAGACCUUUCCGACUAGAGGAAAAUGAAAAAUUUGUCAAGUUCUUUAAUGAACAGAAAUUCAGACCUAGAACUGCUAUUUUAAAAGUCUGGUUUAAAUAUCCUACCAACAUGUUCUUUCAACCCAUACCAGCUAAAGAUAAAAUAACUUUUACGAAUAGAAUAGGUAAGAAGGAAACUGGGAGUAAAAUCAGGUUCAGAAAUGGUUUCUGUCACGACGUUUUAACAUCAGUUGAUAUUCAAGAAAUAGUGAAAUCCGGUGGUAAAAUUAUUAAAAUAUUAGAUGGAAUAGUAUAG